AUGAGUGUCUCGGCACUGAGCUCCACCAGAUUCCCAGGCGGCAUUUUUGGGCUCCUCCAAGUGGCCUCCCUGCUUGGCCUGCUUCUGCUGUUGUUCAAGGCAGCCCAAUACUACCUACAAAGGCAGUGGCUGCUUAAAGCCUUCCAACAGUUCCCAUGCCCACCUUCCCACUGGCUCCUUGGGCACAAGAUUGACAGGGACCAGGAGUUACAGCAGAUUCUGUCAUGGGUAGAGAAAUUCCCGAGUGCCUGUCCUCGCUGGUUCUGGGGAAGUAGAGCUUUCUUUACUGUCUAUGACCCUGAGUACAUGAAAGUGAUUCUGGGAAGAUCAGAUCCAAAGGCCAAUGGUGCCUACAGAUUCCUGGCUCCCUGGCUUGGUUAUGGUUUGCUCCUGUUGAAUGGGCAGACGUGGUUUCAGCACCGGCGGAUGUUGACCCCAGCCUUCCACUAUGACAUCCUGAAGCCCUAUGUGGAAAUCACAGAAUCCGUCACAGUGAUGCUGGACAAAUGGGAGAAGCUGAUUGGCCAGGAAAACCCUCUGGAGAUCUUUCAACAUGUCUCCUUGAUGACCCUGGACAGCAUCAUGAAAUGUGCCUUCAGCGACCAGGGCAGUAUCCAGCUGGACAGGAAAUCCCAGUCCUACAUCCAGGCCAUUUCGGAUCUGAAUGAACUGUUUUUUUGUCGUGUGAGGAAUGCCUUUCACCAGAAUGACUCCAUCUACAGUCUGUCCUCUAAUGGACGCUUAUCACAACACGCCUGCAAGGUUGCCCAUGAGCACACAGACCAGGUGAUCAAGCUGAGGAAGGCUGAGCUGCAGAAUGAGAGAGAGCUGGAGAAGAUCAAGAAGAAGAGGCAUCUGGAUUUCCUGGAUAUCCUCCUGUUUGCCAGAAUGGAGGAUGGAAGCAGCUUGUCUGACAAGGACCUGCGUGCUGAGGUAGACACAUUCAUGUUCGAAGGUCAUGACACCACUGCCAGUGGCGUCUCCUGGAUCUUCUAUGCUCUGGCCAUGCACCCAGAGCACCAGCAGAGGUGCAGGGAGGAGGUUCAGAGCCUCCUGGGGGAUGGAGCCUCCAUCACCUGGGACCACCUGGACAAAAUACCCUACACCACCAUGUGUAUUAAGGAAGCCUUGAGGCUCUAUCCACCAGUUCCAGCUGUUGUUAGAGAGCUGAGCAAACCUGUCACCUUCCCAGAUGGACGCUCCUUACCCAAAGGCAUCCCAGUCACACUCUCAUUUUAUGCCCUUCACCACAACCCGAAGGUGUGGCCAAACCCAGAGGUGUUUGACCCUUCCCGUUUUGCACCAGAUUCUGCCCGACACAGUCACUCAUUCCUGCCAUUCUCAGGAGGAUCAAGAAACUGCAUCGGGAAACAAUUUGCCAUGAAUGAGCUGAAGGUGGCUGUAGCCCUGACCCUGCUCCGCUUUGAGUUGCUGCCAGAUUCCACCAGGGUCCCCAUCCCCACACCACGACUAGUGUUAAAGUCCAAGAAUGGGAUACACCUGCAUCUCAGGAAGCUCCACUAACUCUGGUAGGGAUAAGGACAGGCUCUGGGGGCC
This is a messenger RNA of Castor canadensis (American beaver), 1557 nucleotides long. The record is from RefSeq and is a predicted model, not a curated record. Lineage: Eukaryota; Metazoa; Chordata; Mammalia; Rodentia; Castoridae.